Messenger RNA from Wyeomyia smithii (pitcher-plant mosquito), 1233 nucleotides. RefSeq lists its product as uncharacterized. Bases 1 to 1233 code for a protein of 410 amino acids. The record is from RefSeq and is a predicted model, not a curated record. NCBI's taxonomy places the organism in Eukaryota, Metazoa, Arthropoda, Insecta, Diptera, Culicidae. The transcript has a single exon. Gene Ontology annotation, biological process: DNA integration. Gene Ontology annotation, molecular function: nucleic acid binding.
AUGCGCGUCGGUGGCCGGUUGCGUCAUGCCCCAAUGAGCUACGAUCAACGUCAUCCAAUGAUCCUGCCGGAAAAACACCCCCUAACAAAUCUGAUAAUGAUUUACUAUCAUCAAAAACUGCUUCACGCUGGUCCACAGUUAAUGAUUGCCGUGGUUCGCGAACGAUUUUGGCCACUUCGCAUUAAAUCUAUCGCCCGCAGGGUUGUUCACUCUUGUAUCAGUUGUUUUCGCUGUAAGCCAAAGGUCCUGGAACAACUCAUGGGUGAAUUACCUCCAGAACGUGUUACUCCAACUUUUCCAUUCCUGCGUACCGGAGUAGAUUACUGUGGUCCUUUCUACUAUCGAGUAACCAAGCGAAGUGCAGCUAUCAAGUGCUAUGUAGCGGUAUUUGUGUACCUAGUGACGAAGGCACUCCAUCUCGAAUGUGUCACCGAUCUCACUUCUGAUGCUUUCAUUGCCGCUCUUAAGCGCUUCACCUCUCGGAAAGGCAUACCGGAACUUAUCGAAUGCGAUAAUGGGCUUAAUUUUCAGGGAGCUCAAAUAGAACUUGAAGAGCUCGCUCGCCUAUUUCGAUCGCAGCAACAUCAGAAUUUUGUAAUUCGCAGCUUCCGCAGCAUACCGCCACGGUCCCCGAACUUCGGUGGGCUCUGGAAAGCAGCAGUAAAAUCUAUGAAGAAGCAUCUACGCUGCACCAUAGGAAAUGUAGUUCUCUACCACGAUGCAUUUUUAACCUUGCUCACCCAAAUUGAGUCGUGUCUUAAUUCUCGUCCAUUGACACUGCUAUGUUCAGAUCCUAAUGAUGUCGAAGUUCACACUCCUGGGCAUUUUUUAAUCCAUCGCUCACUGAAAGCCAUCCCGGAACCUAGUACAGAAGAUAUCCCAUUUAAUCGUCUGAGCCGCUGGCAACAAACUCCAGAGUACGUACGUAAAAUCUGGAAGCAGUGGCAGUCUGAAUAUUUGUCAGGAUUACAACCUCGCACUCGUUGGACUAUGGAGCGCGACAAUAUCAAGAUCGGAACAAUGGUUCUGAUAAAAGAAGAUAACCAACCCCCAUUAAAAUGGAAAUAUGGGCGAAUCACGGCUAUUUUCAAGGGAAGUGACCACCACAUUCGCGUCGUAACCGUACGAACGGCACAAGGAGAAUACAGACGAUCUAUCAGCAAAAUAUGUGUGCUACCGAUCCAACAGUCCGAUUCACCUGUCCGAGAGGAUAAACAUCAAGGAGGAAAGUAG